UGCUGCUGCCAACGUCCGUACACUGUCCAUUGUUCGUGGCUGGCAUCGCUUCAGCUUAGAAUUUCUGAUUUCGUUCCCCAAAAUUCACUUAAUUUUAUUGCGCUCUGUGACGUGGCUGCGACUGUAAAUUUACCGCAUUUCACUUUCGCAUCGCUUUUUUCACACAUAUCAUUCGUUAGCAAAUUACAAUCGCUACCGGAUUUUGUUCAGUUUCAAUUUCUUCCGUUAUGUUAAAUUGGUGAAAUAGUUCUAUAAACGCGUCGCCAAAUUUUUACCUUUCGUCGUCUAAAAUGCGAACUAAUUAAAUGAGCACUUUGUGUGUGAGAGUGAGUGCUGCCAACUCGGCUCAAAUGUAUUGUUUCAAUGGCGGCAACUUGGCAAAUGUCCGAAAAACAAUGAAAUUACUAUUGCUUCGAUCAUAAAAGCUUUUUACAUUAUUAUAUGUAGUAAUAACAAUUGUUUUCCACAUUAAAUCAACAAAGUUUAAACAAUUUUUUGGACAUUUCAAUUAACAGUGGAUAAUGUGGCAACGCUAUCCGGCCUGAUAAACGCUUGCAUCACCGCUUUCUCUUUCUAACGCACGCUAAAACGGCAGUUGGAGCUGCACAAAGCAGAAUAGCCAAGAAGUACAAAAGUAGAAAAGAAAAUUCAUAAAAUGAUGAUUAAUAUUUUAAUAAACAAUAAGCAGUUAAUUACUGUCAAUACCACAGAUAUUCAACAAAUAUGCACACACAUCGAAGAGGCAACACAUUUGCAAUCCGACGAAUUUUACCUUCUCAGCAAUGGCAAACGUCUGAAUCGAAAUAUUUCCAAUCAAAAUGAAAUGCAGACUAUCCAUUGCAUGCUUCGGCAGGUGGGCGGCAAGGGCGGAUUCGGUUCCAUGUUGCGUGCGAUUGGCGCUCAAAUCGAGAAGACCACAAAUCGUGAGGCAUGCCGCGAUUUGAGUGGCCGUCGGUUGCGCGACAUAAACGAGGAGAAGCGCGUCCGAGCUUGGCUAGAGAAGCAGGGAGAGCGUGAACGCGAAGCAGAGGAGCGUAAGAAGCGCAAAAUUGAGAAGCUGCUGGCGGUGCCAAAGCAUGAAUUCAAGGACGAGGAAUACGAGGAGGCACGCGCCAAAUUGACAGAGAAGGUGAACAAUGCAUUCGAGGAGGGCCUCAAACAGCUGACUGAUCCAGUGGCCAGCGAUGCACCCAAAGCCACAUCCAGCACAAAUACUACAACAAUUGGCAGCAAGCGCAAAGCCAAUGCCAACGAUUCAAACACGAAGCUCAUAAAGAAGAAAAAAGGCGCACUUUGGAUGGACGACGAGAUUUCUGGUAGCGAUUCCGACACCGAUGACAGCGAAGCCGACGCAGCUGACACAAAACAAAAAUUAAUUAAAUGUUAAAGGAUUUAUUUAUAGUUUGUGUAGUACUAAUUACUAUAGUUAAAUAAAAUGACAGUUAAGCGACAGCAUAAAUCAUUGCGUUACGAACUGAGACGACACCCAGGCUAGCCCCCAUUUUAGAUUGGUUAGCAUGAACUUUAAGGCUUUCGUCCAAUGUUCCUCCGAAUUGAAUUGUAUUCUGCAAGAAAAGUAAUUUAAUAAUUUGAUGAGCAAUUUUA
Molecule: messenger RNA, 1605 nt
Organism: Drosophila grimshawi
Lineage: Eukaryota; Metazoa; Arthropoda; Insecta; Diptera; Drosophilidae
Product: replication stress response regulator SDE2
Exons: 2
Coding region: 656-1387 (243 amino acids)
Cellular component (GO): nucleus
Source: RefSeq, a predicted model, not a curated record